CAAUCCUCCAACAAGCAUUCUCUCUCUAUAUAUAUAAUAUACACGUAACACUCACUCCACCUUCGAACGACAAUUUCCAUAGAUCUCCACGCAUCCAGACAUCAAUAUCCACACUUACAAAGGAGAUAGGGAGAAAAUGAAGCGCAUUAGCAUUGUAAUCUCACUAUUAGCGGCCAUUUUGACUGCACCCAUGACUCCGGUCUCCGGCCAGAGCACAACAGCAUGCACAAGUUCCCUGAUCAGUAGCUUCACUCCAUGCCUAAAUUACCUCUUGGGAAGCACCAAUGGUGGUGGUUCCCCGACCGCCGAGUGUUGCAAGUCUCUAGCGUCGCUCGUCACCAGCAGCACCGACUGUGCGUGCCUCAUAUUGACGGGGAAUGUUCCAUUGCUCCUCCCUAUCAACCGGAAUCUCGCCAUAUCGCUUCCUCGCCUGUGUAGAUCGACGUCGGUGCCCCUGCAAUGCUCAGGCACAGCCAUGCCACUUCCUAGUCCAGGCCCCUACGCAUUUUCCCCUUCUCUUCCCCCUCUUCCUCCAACGCAAUCUGAGCCACUACCACCAUUGCCAACACCAACAUCACCAUUGGAGCCAACAUCUCUAUCACCAUCAUCACCAUUGGAGCCCGCAUCUCCUCCACCGGUGAUCGGGGAUGCUGACCAGGGACAACGUCCACUUGUGCUGCCAAGCUCUGCGAUGAAGCCUUCACAUAUCUUCUCAGCAUCCAUUUUACCACUGCUUGUAAUUGGAAUCAUGUUGUUUGAUAAGUUCUAAAAGGGGCGUAUAUGCGUGUGAUCAUCUGAUUCUUUUUUAUUUUGUUAGGGAAGAUUUGAGAGGUCAAGUGUUGGAAGGUCAUUAAAUGAUUUAUUUGAUUGGGUUUUGUUCUUCCAAUUUAUUGAAAUAAUGUUAUUUGUUUAUCUGGUGGGAGAUUA
Molecule: messenger RNA, 927 nt
Organism: Elaeis guineensis (African oil palm)
Lineage: Eukaryota; Viridiplantae; Streptophyta; Magnoliopsida; Arecales; Arecaceae
Product: non-specific lipid transfer protein GPI-anchored 16
Source: RefSeq, a predicted model, not a curated record